Verruconis gallopava is the source of this 1198-nucleotide messenger RNA. RefSeq lists its product as uncharacterized. The record is from RefSeq and is a predicted model, not a curated record. The transcript has 3 exons. Bases 248 to 1042 code for a protein of 264 amino acids. NCBI's taxonomy places the organism in Eukaryota, Fungi, Ascomycota, Dothideomycetes, Venturiales, Sympoventuriaceae.
GUUCUAGGCUGCGUUUUCGAGGGGCAAACCAUUUCCGUCCGGCGGCCCUGAGCAGGGUAAAGUCCAGCGAGUCUGGCCAGCAGCGCCCCCACCCCCCCAUCACGGUGCGGUAGCCGGCUGUCUCGCGACCGAACAUCCGCGACCAAGAGCAUGUUUACAUGGGGAGCUGCCGCGUCAUGCGAAUGCUGUGUCUGCUUUCUGCUGUCGGCAAACCGAUCUACGUAAACGUUCAGACCAUAGUACCAUAAUGGCGCAGCUUCUUCGGGGCGUUGCAUACAUCACCGGCGCUGGAUCGGGAAUUGGCCAGCACACUGCGUUUUCGUUCGCAAGACACGGUGUGAAGCGCAUGGCUCUCAUCGACUUCAAGCCCGAGAAUCUCCACAGGACGGUGGACGAGCUGAAGAAGCAGGCCCCGGACGUGGAGGUGCUGCCAAUAGAGUGCAACACCGCGAACGAAAAGGCCGUGUUUGACAGCGUUGCGGAGACCGUCAAGAGAUUUGGCAGCUUGGAUUACGCCGUCAACAAUGCCGGCCGUGGAGGACCGGCCAAGCCCACGCACGAGCUCGAGAGCAAGGACUGGCAGAGCUUGAUCGAUGUGAACCUGACGGGCGUAUGGUACUGCCAAAAGGCGCAGAUCCAACAGAUGCUGAAGCAGGAGCCGAAGAAUGACAGAGAGGGUCGUGGCUCGAUCGUCAACGUUGCCUCCAUGCUUGGCACGAAGGCUUCGGCGCCGUCGACGUUUGCUACCGACUACACGGCAACGAAGCAUGGUGUCAUGGGUCUCACAAAGGCCGACGCAAUCUUCUACGGAAGACCAGAGUAUCGCAUCCGGAUCAACGCAAUGUGCCCUGGCUAUGUAGCAACGCCGCUCCUUCUCGCGGCGCGAGAAGCCGGAGUCAUGGACGGAGAAGUCGCCAAAGUUCCGAUGGGCCGUAUGGCGAUGAUGGAAGAAAUUGGAGAUGCGAUCACUUUCUUAUCAAGUCCGUUAGCCAGCUACAUGUGUGGUCAAGGACUCGUGGUCGACGGUGGUUAUUGCGCUUAGUCUCAAGAUAGUACCAUAAACUCAAAAUUAAUCAUGGCGAUAAACGGAGUGACUAAUGUGUCUCUUCUGUGGCUCUCUUCCGUGAUGAUGCUGCAAUUUUUUGCUGCUCUAUUUCACUGGCACUUUGCUCUAAACUGCUACUUUACAUAUAUCGAG